This is a messenger RNA of Branchiostoma belcheri (Belcher's lancelet), 1993 nucleotides long. Its product is annotated as polyamine oxidase-like. Lineage: Eukaryota; Metazoa; Chordata; Leptocardii; Amphioxiformes; Branchiostomatidae. Gene Ontology annotation, molecular function: oxidoreductase activity. Bases 142 to 1728 code for a protein of 528 amino acids. The transcript has 3 exons. The record is from RefSeq and is a predicted model, not a curated record.
UUGAUGUUACGGUCCGCUCAUGCAUAUACAAUAGGUACACAAAGGUAAAGGUGGACAAGUAACUGGUAUAACCACUUUACCUUCCUGGUGGCCUUGGUAAAGGGUAAAGAGAGACAGCAAACAGUACUAGUCACCACGACCAUGUUCUCGUUUUGGUCCAGAAUAUGGGUGCCCCUUCUCCUAAUGCUAACCGUCUGCAGAGGGGAAACGGUAAAGACCAAAGUGUUGGUCCUGGGUGCCGGGAUGGCGGGCAUAUCGGCCGCUCGUAGCCUCAAUCAGAGCGGCCUGACCGACUUCGUCAUCCUGGAAAGUGCCGGUCGUGUCGGAGGCCGACUCUGGAAGGUGCAGUUCGGCGGGAAGACCAUCGAUAUCGGCGGGAACUGGAUCCACGGCAUCUCCGACGACAAUCCGGUUUGGGCAAUGGUGAAGAGUUAUAACAUGACCGGCACCGUCACCAACUGGGACAACAUCAAGGUCAGGAACGGCUCCGGCCAGGAUGUGACCCCGCAGUGGCACGCAGUCCUCGCUUCCCUGGACGAGCCGACAGAGGCCGCCUACGAUCUAGCCGUGGAGAGAAACGCGACUGGACAACCCGAUAUGCCCUUGCGGGCCGCCCUGAAGUUAGGCGGCUGGAACCCCGGCUCAUCCAUGGAGAAAGCCGUUGAGUACGCCAACUAUGACUGGAAUUACGGAGAAGAGCCAGACGUGUCGACUUUGCUCAGAGGGGAGCUUGACCCGACGUACGAACUGUUCGGCGAAGAAGAGUACUUCCUGACAGACCCGCGAGGAUACGUCUACAUCAUCGAGCAAAUGGCAGAAAGCUUCCUCGCUGGAAACGACCAAAGGCUCAAACUGAACAAAACGGUUACCACGAUCCGAUGGGGUGAUGAUGGCGUGACUGUUACCACCAAAGAUGGUUCUACCUACACCGCCGACUUUGCAGUCGUGACGUUCAGCAUGGGGGUUCUCCAGAGCAACGCCGUGGAGUUUGUCCCAGGUCUGCCCGACUGGAAGCGCGAGGCCAUCUCACGGGUUCGCAUGGCCUUGUACACCACCAUCUACCUGAAGUUUCCAUCUAAAUUCUGGGACGACGACGAAUACAUCGUGUACGUGGGAGAUCGCAGGGGCUACUACACCGUGUGGCAGAACAUGGAGGCUGAAGGCUUGUUUCCUGCAGGGACCAACAUCAUUCUAGUGACGUUGAUAGGAGAGGAGGCCCGGCGUGUGGAGGCCCAGUCUGACGAAGCCACCCAGGCAGAAAUCAUGGCUGUCCUCCGGGUCAUGUACGGACCAGGCAUCCCCGACCCUGGGGACAUCCUGGUGCCGAGGUGGGAGCAGGACCCGCUCUUCCGCGGCAGCUUCGCCAACUGGGGAGUCGGCAUCGAUGAUGAGGUGCUUCGGAAGCUGCAGGCUCCUGUCGCCGGGCGUCUUUUCUUCGCAGGAGACGGGACAGGGGUGCACUAUGGCUACCUGCAGGGUGCCUUCUUCGAGGGGGCGAGAGUAGCUGGCGCCAUCGGGACGUGUCUGAGAGGGGGCCCGUGUGAGGAGGGUUACCAGCCGCCCCGCCGGGGCUGUACCUGCCCUGCUGCGGACAACUUCGACCGCCAGGCCACGGUAGACAACGGGUCCUGUCAGUACCCCACCAGCGGCGCAGGCCGAAUCUGGCGGUUUUCAGUAUCAUCCUACAUUUUGGUUGUUGCAGCGUUUGCAUUCAAUGAUAUGGUGUAACGUUAUGUUGUGUUUUUGUAAGAAAGUAGGUUGCCUGGUGAACGGUCGGUUUAUUGUUCAUUUACAAACUGCAUAAGCUAAGACGUGUUUUAACCAAUCGAUAAAUCAAUAAACGAUAAAAGAACAUCGACCUGUGAAAAAACAAAAUAUACCAUUUUUAACUUCAACAUUCCUACUGCUAGAAGUUCUACAUAGAUGAUGUUGAAAGAACAAUGCUACUCUACAUUCUAGCACGUGUUUAUGUCUUAAUUAUUUCGUAAUGUUU